Messenger RNA from Anopheles darlingi, 2535 nucleotides. Its product is annotated as nucleolar transcription factor 1-like. The transcript has 7 exons. NCBI's taxonomy places the organism in Eukaryota, Metazoa, Arthropoda, Insecta, Diptera, Culicidae. The coding region runs from base 240 to 2300 and encodes 686 amino acids. The record is from RefSeq and is a predicted model, not a curated record.
CGCGGUUCACAAACAAGCUUUCCGGAUUUCCCGGAUUUUCCCGGAUUUUUCCUUUAUCUGUUCAUUGUUAACUAAACGACAUCCUUGUGAAUUUCCGGUGUUCUGUCCGGUGAGCCCCGGUUGUUCCUGUACGCGGCUGUGAACGUUGCAUUUUCGUGUUUUUCGUUUGUGCGGUUUUGGAGGGAAGCCGCUGGCGUGUACAUAACCUAUUAACGGUUAUUGUUUAAUUUAACGCUAAAAUGCGCAAACGAUCGCUAUCCGUUGCUUACGAACGGAGUAAUAAUGCCGACAGUUUCUCCAAAAAGUUCGAAGGAGUUGCUUCAGAUGCCGACGAGGACGCGACCGAUUAUGAGGAAGAAAACGAAGAGGAUGAGGAGGAGAUCGAUGAGGGAGGAACAGAAGGCGAAGCUGGAGCUGGAAGUGAUGAGCUGUGGCCGGCUGGCGAGUAUGAGAAACUGCUCAAUCAGCUGCGCUCCGUUCUACCAAAGAACGAUAAACGAUCGCACAGUUCCCGUUUGAAGGUGAUCGAGUGGGACAAGGUGGCCUUCGACGGUCACUCGGCGGAGAACGUUAAGCAGCAGACGUACGGUUUGCUGAAGAAAGUGCGCAAAUUCCGUACUCUAGCGGAAUUGCUCGAUGAUGUCCCACAGGUUAUCAAGAAGAGGAUGCGAGCGGAAAUGCCGAAAGCCCCGCUUUCGUCGUACAUCCAUUUCAUGAAGGAGGUCUACAGUAGCUACCAACAACGCUACCAAACCGUUUCCCCUUCGGAUUUGGUGAAGAUCAUCGCUCGGGAUUUUGCGCAAUUAUCCGAGAAGAAAAAGGCUAAAUAUGAGCGAAUGGCUGCCGAAUCGAAAAAAACAUACCAAAUCGAGAUGGAGAAGUACCACCAAGAGCAUCCAGAAAGCAGCCAAACCAACAAGCGAAAUCGAUCAAAGGCAAGAUCCCGUGCCUUGAAGGUAACUCCAUUCAACGUAUUCUGCAGCGAGCGACGUGAAACGGAGCCUAAGCUGUCGCACGCUGAGUUAAAGAAGAGCUGGAGCGAGCUGGGAAUGAACCAUCGGCUAAAGUACAUCCGCAAAGCUUACGCCAAUGCCGACGCCGAUGCGGUGAACCUCACGAAAACAGAAAAGGAAAUGUUGGACAAGGCGAUCGGGAAACCGGAAGCGGUCGGACGAUCGUGUAGUGAUUACUAUGUAAAGUUUCACGCCGAACCGGACAUACAGAUUCCGAUCAUAGAGUGGCGUAAGUUGAAGAUCCAGGAAUUCAAAUCGCUACCGAAGAUGCGCCGCUUAGAGUUGGAGCUAGAGUUCCGGAAGGCGCGGGCCAAGUUCGUCACGGAUUACCAAAAGUACAUCGAGGCCCUGCCAGACCGGGAGCGGGACAAAGAGAUACAAUUCCUGCAAGGGUACAUGGAGAGCGUGUUGGAUAAGGAGGAAAAGAAACGGUUACAGAUGGAAGGAGGAGGUGGUGGAAAUUCAACCAGGACAGCACACAACGUGACGGUCAACGAUACCGUGGUCGAUGCGCAUCCGCUAGCUGAAUCGACCAUCAAUCACUUCGAUACGCCAGGAAAAAGCAAAUCAAUGAAAAAGGAUGCAUCGUUGGCAGCAAUGGCACCACCGCCGACCGUCCCUAAUCCCACUAAGCCGUUGAAGUCCAUCCUCAAAAGUCCGUCACCGGUGAAGGGAGCCAGCAGCAAGCGUGCCAUCAUCGAGGAGCCCGAUACAUCAGCAACCGAGCAAGUGGCUAAGAAAAAGCAGAAAAAGGCAGACACGACGACUUCUGUCGCCGCAGAGCCGUCACCUGUGAGAGAGAAAAAGAGCUCGAAAUCUAAAUCGCAACCGGCAUCUGCUGCACAACCAUCGAACGAAGAUGAUCGCGAGGGUUCGGAUAGUGGUGCGGGGAAGAAAAAGCAAAACGCACCUCCAGUUAUGAGUGAGCCACGCGCUCCACCGAAAAAACUGUUGGACUAUUUCAUUCAGGAGCAUUACUCUGGUAAACGUAGCAAGGCAGAGGAAGCUUUCAAUAAGCUGUCCAGCAACCGGCGGAAGGAGAUGCAGCGUGAACUAAAGACUGCCCACAAGCGAUACGUACUGGAGCUGGAAGCAUAUUUUAAAACCCUGCCAAAGCACCAGAUUGAGAAAUACUUGAAGAAAAUUGAAGCGAAAAAGGGGGAUGACAGUGCUGAAGAGGAUGACAGCGAGGACGAUAACACAAGUGGCGAGCUACCUGCUAAUGGAACCAAGCAAGAACCGCAAGACAGCAGUAGCGGUGAAAGCGACGACUCGGACGACGACUGAGAAUUCUCGUUAAGCAGCCGGACCGGUCUCCGCCUGGGGAGAUGGUUACAUUGUUCGUAACUGUUGUUUCCUAUUAUUGUAGAGUUCACAAUGCGGGUCUUUGGUUUUACACGUGUGCAUGUGAAAUAACGGACCUUUUUUUUAAAGAACUUUCCACCAUACGUUGUUACGCGUAAGGUUAACUAGAACAAAUUUAAAUAAAGAAAUAAUGAAAGAGAAACCAUGUAUUUUGUAU